Bipolaris oryzae ATCC 44560 is the source of this 474-nucleotide messenger RNA. RefSeq lists its product as uncharacterized. The record is from RefSeq and is a predicted model, not a curated record. The transcript has a single exon. NCBI's taxonomy places the organism in Eukaryota, Fungi, Ascomycota, Dothideomycetes, Pleosporales, Pleosporaceae. The coding region runs from base 1 to 474 and encodes 157 amino acids.
AUGGCUUCAAGCGAUCAGAAUACACUGUUCUCUGAACAUCGGACGUUAUUUCCAUCUUUAAACGCAAUGUUAGCCACAGAGUCAUCCACAAAUUUUAAUCCUCGUUUACCGCCUAUUCCAGAACAAGGCUGGGAUUUCAAUUGGGAAAAUGAUACGUUCCCCCUCGCAGAUCCUUACGAAGGCUUUGAGCAAACCACGACUGCUAUUAGGUCUGCUGCGAACAAUAAACCACUGCUCCAAACAAAUGAGGAGCUGACCAAGUUGCAAAACGAGGUGUUGCAGUUGCGUCGCGAUAUCUCAGAGCUGAGUGAAAUGGUUCGCAAGCGGCUAGGGGAAAUAGAAGCGAGCGUACAAGGAGCUCAACGCUAUGUCAAUAAUUUAGUACCGUGGUCGAUGGAAGUUCAUGAAAAGUAUUCACAACUAUUAGCGAUAGCAAUGAAGCAGGAAGACCGAGCUGGGGAUAAAGUUGUAUAG